Molecule: messenger RNA, 1997 nt
Organism: Gastrolobium bilobum
Lineage: Eukaryota; Viridiplantae; Streptophyta; Magnoliopsida; Fabales; Fabaceae
Exons: 2
Coding region: 472-1671 (399 amino acids)
Source: RefSeq, a predicted model, not a curated record
AAAGAAAAAGAAAGAAAGGGUGGCAGUGCUGGAGACAGGCUGUCACCAACGCAACGCAACGCAACACCUCAUUAGGGUUGGGUUUGGUUCUUCGUCUUCGUCUUCGUCUUCAACUUCAACUCCACUAGAUCCAUUCGUCAAUAUUCAAUGUUCAUUAUUCUCUCUCUGCACUGUACUUGAAUUGAAUUAUUAUUCCUACAACAUACGGGUUCUGAGCUGGAUCUAUAUUGCCCCGAGUCUGAUUGCCAUCUUAAGCAUAUGGAAGGGUGCUACUUGAUUGAUCAGGAAUUUUGUAUAGUCAUCCACCCUGAGUGAUUAUGAAUAUCUAAGUUGGGUUCAAUAAUUGUCGUCUAUUAUUAAUUCUAUGAACUGAGUCUGUUAUACUUCUAUUCUGGAAAGAAAGCACAUACAUCAGAGGAAUUUUUGUAUCCAUGCUAUCAGAGAGCAUGCGUGGAAUCUGUACUUCGGGUAAUGCCCCUGACAAGAUUUUCUGCCGAUGCAUUCGGUGUGGUGACAAUUUGUUUAGUAGCCCUAUUACUUCUUCUUGGGUUGUUAUGCAUUGCAUAUUCAUUUUACUUUCGCUCACGUAUUAGUCAUCAGGCUUUUGUUCAGCUCAGUUAUUUUAGUGGUCCUUGGAUCAUCAGAAUCACAUUCAUUCUAUUUGCAAUCUGGUGGGGUCUUGGUGAGAUUAUUCGGUUAAGUUUGCUAAGACGUGCCCUCCACUUAAAAUGGCAGGAAACUGUCUGCAAAUGUUACAUUGUGUCAAAUUUGGGGUUUGCAGAACCAUGUCUCUUCCUCACACUCGUGUUUCUCCUUCGUGCACCCCUACAGAAAUUGGAGACUGGAAUCAUGAGCAGAAAAUGGAAUGGGAAGACAGCUGGAUAUAUUCUGCUUUACUGCCUUCCAAUUUUUGUUCUUCAGCUUUUUAUUAUUUUGGUUGGACCUCAAUUAAACAAGAAUAAGGGUUCUGGGAAAAUGUUGCCUCAUUAUUUUACAAGUACAGCUGCUCCCGCUUCAUUGACAAGGGAGCAUGAUAUUGCCCUCUGUACUUACCCUCUACUCAGUACUAUUCUCCUUGGCCUUUUUGCCAUUGUCCUGACUUCCUACCUUUUUUGGCUUGGAAGUCGGAUUUUGAAAUUAGUUAUCAAUAAGGGUUUGCAGCAGAGGGUUUACACAUUGAUAUUCUCAGUUUCAGGUUUCCUUCCAUUAAGGGUUCUUUUCCUUGGUUUAUCUGUUUUAUCUGGACCUGAUCAUUUUAUGUUUGAAGCCUUUGCUUUCUUGGCUUUUCUUGCUCUUGUAUGUUGUGCUGGGGUUUGCAUGUGCAUGCUUGUGUACCGUCCAGUUGCAGAUUGUUUAGCAUUGGGGAAUUUACAAGACUUAGAAGCUAGGAGAUUUGAUGUUGAUCAUAAUGAUACCAUGUCCCUUAUUGGUAACCAGAAUCAUCAGGAAUAUAAUGCUGAAGAAAAUGCUGGGUCUAGUCCUGGUAGGUAUUCUGAUGCAUCAACAAUGCGUGGUUCAAUUUCAUUUCGGCUAUUGGAAAAGGAUGGUACUUCAGCAGGGACACUUGUUGAACUAAGCCUCUUCUCUCCCAGUCGACAUGCAACCCCUCCGGGAUCGCCUCCUCUCCUAGGCUGGCCCAUGCGAUCCCCAGAACAAGUAAUUGGACCAUAAAGGCGGGGGGCUUGAAAAUGAUUAAUUUGGGUUGAUACCCAAUUUUGUUGUGAAAGAAACUGAUUGUAUAAAGGGUUUAGAUUCAAUAAGGUUUUUAUUCUUGUUUUGUCUCCUAAUUCUAGGUAUAAUGCUUUUGCUUUGGUAUUUAGUGUGAGUAACGUUUUUUCUUUCUUGUACCGUCUCGACAACUUUUCUUUUACCUGUUUCUAAUUUUGUAUUUGAAAUGUUUGAAUACCUUUAUAUGGUCAUAUACGUUCGUCGGAGCUGAAGUUGGUUAUUGGUGAACGCUGUCGUGUAAAAUUUUUGGGGCAAUGAAUUGGAUAUUU